AUGUUCCAACUGGGAUUAGCUAUUUGGCGAAUUGUAAAUAAGUUGCUUUUGCUUUCUAUAGGGCCAAGUAACGCUGUGUCGCGAUCAGCCAAUGUGAACAUCUCGACAGAGGACAUGGGAAUCUCACUCUGCUUUCAGACUCCUGCCAAGGAUGUUUGGGGACCUAGUGAUUAUUUCGAAAUCGAACCUACUGACCAGGAAUGUCAACCUCCAUCGGAUUCUGUCGGGCCAUUUAUUAAGGAGAAGGAACAGAAGCAGCAACUAUCGGCACCACCCUGUGCUCGGGAAGCUCUCAAGCCUAUUCGAGCUUUUAGUUUCAAUCAUCAUGUUCCUGUGAUAAACUUGAGCGAUGGUGUGAAUUUUCGUCUCUUUUUUGUAUCUGGUCAUCUUGCUGUGAUUUAUGACGUUAAGAAAAAUGAACAACACAUUCUCCGUGGACAUGUGAACACGAUAGUGUGCGCAUGUGCAAGCAGGGACCGUCGUUGGUUGAGCACAGGAGACCGAGGACCUGAUAGUGCGGUGAUAGUAUGGGAUUCACGCAGCCGCUUGCCGGUUCGUUGCCUCUUUGGACUUCAUCGUGAUGGAGUAGUGGGACUCCGCCUUUCUCCCGACGCGCGCUAUUUGGCUACUCUGAGCACGGAUUCCAAGCACCAGGUCCUUGCUGUAUGGAACUGGACUAGUUCCAUUGAGCAGCCCCUCUGCUAUACGCAACUAGAAACUGACAAGUUUGGUGUACAGGUUCACGUCGCCUUCAGGCCAAAUAAUUACUUUCAGGUUAUGUCGAAUAGCGGAACUCAUGUUGUGUUUUAUGAUUGGACACUAGGAGGAUGCAUGACCUCAUACUCACCCCCUCUACACUCGUCAACUUUCCGGACUAACUACGGCAGCUUCGUCAUGUCUACCUACGUUCCGGACACAGAUAUGGCAAUAACUGCUACUAGCAGGGGCUACAUCGUUGUUUGGGAAAAGAGGUGGUGGGCUAAAAAGGACUUGAAGGAAUCCUCGUGCUAUAGAACUGCAACAAGGUUGGUUCCUCUGCACCAGGUGGGCAUCACCUUCCUUACCAUCACUUCUUGCGUAUCGUCCAAGAUAGCAGUCGUUACGGGCGAUGAAAGUGGUCAGAUUCGAUUCUCCGACUCAAAAUUUAAGCUCCUUCAUUGGCAUCACAACCUCAAAUUUGGUCCCAUUUCGUCAGUCAGUUUUGCUGAGACAGGACUCUUCAAUGUAUGCAGCGUGUUUGAAAAAUUAAAUCGACAGCACCCACUAACGUGUUGUUAUGUUGUACGUAGUGGCUUGGAGGAAUUCAGUGUACAGAAGGAGCAUGUAGACACCCUGGAUCCAAAGCUUGCUUUUAUUACUGAGGAUUUUGUUAUCAGUACAGCAGAGGCCAUCAUACUGAGUCUUCAAAUUGAAAGAAAAGUUGUUAAGCUUCUUGAGAGGGACCAGUGUGCUACAGUCAACGGUAUCGCCGCUCAUCCAUUCCGGGAUUUAAUUACUACAGUCGGUCAUAGCGGCAUGAUAAAGACUUGGAACUAUAAGUGGCUAGUGCCUGUUCGCACGCGAAUACUUGAAAAUGAGCAGCUGAACACUUGCGCUUUUGAUCCUUAUGGCAGCUUCCUCGCCGUCGGUUGUACUUCUGGUCGCGUUGUUUUCCUCGAUGCCGUCACGCUUGAUGACAUUAAACAACCUCCUUUCGAUUACGCUAAAGGAAUUGUUAAGAAAAUUGCCUUCAGUUCCGAUAGCACCUACUGUGCCUACAUUGACACACAACACUCAACCACACUGCUACGAAGGAGGCACACCGGUAACCCUGUGGAUCGAAAAUGGACCUUCUCUGGACGAUACCGAGGCCAUGGCGACAACAUUGUGGACAUACUCUUCAAAACAUCUAGCAAUGAUGCCACUCCGAGGCUCUUUACCCUGGGUGAGGACCGAAUGCUGAUUGAAUACGACGUACUGAGGGCAAAGCACAACGUACUUCCACUGAAGCGAAGAAUGAAAGUUGAGCACAUUGCAAAGCCCCAGUGCUUUGUCUCAAUGGAGGAUUUUUACCCUGAGAAUUUCAUUUGCUAUGCCAAUUCAGAUUCGAAAUUCCGACUCCUCGAUGCCGAUGCGUUGGCUAUUCGAAAAACCGUAAUGGCCCCCGUGAAAGAUGCUCCUUUUGUUCGCUUGGCAAUUUUGCCAGAAAAGGAUGACUUCCCUUCUCCUCCCUGUACGCCAACCGUUAUCGGGAAGUCCUCCAUCAAGGGUUGUUUAGUCUUUCUAACGAACGAACAAUUGGGAUUGGUUUUGGUUCCAUUAGAUGGCGAUCCCUACAAGGCUACUAAUAUAAUUGCCCACCCCUGUAACGAGCACGGCACUGGGUACGCCUCUGACCUUGCGGUCUCUCGGGACUUUCGAUUUAUCUUCACUACUGGCGGCCCGGACAACACAAUGCACAUGUGGAGGGCGGAUUUGGGAGUCAUCGUUGCUCAAACUCAUCUGUAUUGCAAUCCAAUGCAGCCUUUCUACGAUAUGCUCACGGCAGAAGAGUUGAAUGAUAUGAAGGAUUACUUUUAUUUGUCAUUGCUGCGAGUUCAAGGGAUCUCCUGCACUCAAACAAGACUAACAUCAUGUACAGUUCCUGUCACCGAGUUGCCCUACCUCACGAGAGCGAUGGGCCUCUUUGCGACCGAUGCUGAUGUAGAAAAUAUGAUGAAUGAGAUAAAAUAUUCCAGGUUCGGGUCCACGGGACGUUACAUCACUGAGUUCGAUUUCGAUACACUUGUAAAGCUCUUCGUGAACUAUCGAGUGCCGUACAGUGGCGUUUCUCUAGAUGAUAUCCAGACAGCAUUUACGGCCAUAGUGGAGGCGGCGAAACCUCAUGAACCUCAUUGCCCGUUCUAUGGGCUCUGCGCAGAGCAUCUAGGACCAAAACUUCAGCAGGUUAAUCUUCUGAGGCUACUGCAGACCGUCGGUGAGCCUAUCCGUCAUAACGAGCUGGUUGAGGCGUUGUCUGUGCUUCUGGGACUGGCACCAAUCGCGGGAAAGGCUGAGGAUGCCUGCGCUUUGAGGAAUCUAACGGUUUCACGGGAAAUUGAAGAACGGCUUCCAACUUGCAUCAAAGCUGAUGAAUUUUACAGAACUUUGCUUGCCAUGGAAGCGUGUAGCAGCGCUUCUCCCGAACUUUCAAAUAUCAGACGUCAGAUAGAUGUCAAGUCGCUCCUGUCGACACAUGGCUGCCGUUCCUAA
Messenger RNA from Hydatigera taeniaeformis, 3231 nucleotides. NCBI's taxonomy places the organism in Eukaryota, Metazoa, Platyhelminthes, Cestoda, Cyclophyllidea, Taeniidae. The record is from the annotation of a GenBank genome assembly.